CGCCCCGUCAGCCGUAGCCAUGUCGGACGCAUUGACGUGGGUCUGUUCUUCGCUCGUGGCGUGGCAUCCGCCGCCUCUGACUGACUGUCGUCUUGCUGAUAUUGUUGUUGUUGCCGUCGUCAAUGUUGGAUUGACCAAGAAUCGUCGGUGUCGGGUGAGUUGAAGCCUCGCCAUGGCGUCGCUCUCGCUCUCCCUUUCUCUCUCCCUUUCCCGCUCCCUCUCGACCAGUGCAACGUCUGCUGCCCUUGCCGCGGAGACGACGCCGGCACAGGGCUCGCUCGAGUCCGCCGGUGCGGGCAUAACUGGAGGCUACACGGGCAACUCGGUUCCUCUCAAAAUCAUCAUUGCCUUCUUCCUCGGCCUCGCCCUCUACAAUGCCCUUGAGCUCAUCAUCCUCGCCUUUGUCACCUUUCAGCACUACCAUGGACUUUACUUCUGGUCGCUCGUCAUCAGCGCCUUCGGCAUCAUACCCUAUUCACUCGGCUUCAUCAUAAAGUUCUUCCGCCUGCUCGACCCAAACGCUAAUGUCGGAUAUGUGGCCGUCGUUUUUCUCACCAUCGGCUGGUAUAGCAUGGUCACAGGCCAGUCCGUCGUCCUAUGGUCACGCUUGCACCUCGUCACCAACUCGCGCCGCACCCUCCGCUGGACCCUGUACAUGAUCAUCUGCAAUGGCGUCCUGCUGCACUCGGUCACCACGGUCCUGACCUUUGGCUCAAAUUCGAAUACUCUCUCGCCCGCUACCUUGGCCCGCUUUGUCCGCGCCUACUCUAUCAUGGAAAAGACACAGAUGUUGGGCUUCUUUUUGCAAGAGACGAUCCUGUCCAUCAUCUACAUCAAAGAGACAAUCCGGCUGCUCAGGCUCUCCCAAUCCGUUCAAGACGAUACGCGCAGCUUCGAUGACGGCGCCACCAUUGGCCAGCUCAGGCAGGCCAGUGUCCGGAAAACAAUGUACCAGCUUCUCGCCAUCAACGUCUUGAUCAUCAUCCUGGAUCUCGCUCUGCUAGCUAUGGAAUUUGCAAAUCAAUAUCUUAUCCAGACCACGCUCAAGGGCGUCGUAUAUUCUGUUAAAUUAAAACUAGAAUUCGCUGUUCUCGGCAAACUGAUCCAGCUUGUGCGCGAUCGCACAGAAUCUGACCCCAGUCUCAAUGCCAAUCCCUUCUCCAGCCCUGCCGCAUACGCCAACCAUCGCAACAACAGCUCCAACUUCCAAAACGUGAACUGUACCGGAACAUGCACCCUCGAGCGCCGCAACACCCUCACCCUCGAGAAAUCAAGCAGCGCCAACACCAGUGCCAACUGCCCAGACACUUCGCGCCGCGCCAAUGGGCCCACGAGCAGCCCGCUCAUGUACGACUUUGGCAACCAGCAGUACCCUGACUUCGUGGACCCGCGCCGUCUCAAUUCUAAUCUGACGCAUCCUGAACUGCAGGCGUCCACCGGGGCCGGUCAGGAUGGAUGGGAGACGCGUGAUGAGGCUACAGAGCGGCGUAGUAAGAGGCGCCGGGUCAAGAGGGCGAGUUGGAUUGAUUUAGAAAUGGACAAGUUCAACAUUGAAUGAUUUUUUGUUGUUUUUGCAUGCUCUGAACUGGCGUUUAUGGGAAGAGAACAAAAGAUGAAAAUGCAUGGAUUCAUGGAUACACAUACCCCUAGACAUGGUCAUCAGAGUUUUCAUUUAUUUUUGCUCGAUUCGAUUAUGUACUCUUAUUGUAAUUCCAUUUCAGAGCCGAGGAAGGCUGUAAGGAUGUAGUGUGGUAGGCUCUUCUUUGAUUUUCUUCUUCUUUCUCGUCACUUGAUUGUCAGGGGGGUGAGCAGCGACAUUGAGCGAGGCACAGGUUUGAUAUUAUGGAAAAGGAAGAUAUCAUGAAAAUCUUCAGCUGUACCAAUUCAGCGC
Molecule: messenger RNA, 1891 nt
Organism: Bipolaris sorokiniana ND90Pr
Lineage: Eukaryota; Fungi; Ascomycota; Dothideomycetes; Pleosporales; Pleosporaceae
Exons: 3
Coding region: 173-1558 (461 amino acids)
Source: RefSeq, a predicted model, not a curated record